Molecule: messenger RNA, 174 nt
Organism: Sclerotinia sclerotiorum 1980 UF-70
Lineage: Eukaryota; Fungi; Ascomycota; Leotiomycetes; Helotiales; Sclerotiniaceae
Exons: 1
Coding region: 1-174 (57 amino acids)
Source: RefSeq, a predicted model, not a curated record
AUGGAAAACGGGAAGCAAACGAAGUGGCAUCGUAACUCCCGUCUUAUUUUCCGAUAUUAUGUGAAGCUAUCUGAGCCCUUGAAAGGAGUACGCCCUCCUAAUCGACAAAUUGACUUUGUGGUUUCUCGAUACUCAUGGAGCGCGAGGAAAGAUUCGUUAUGGAAUCUCAUGUGA